This is a messenger RNA of Myxozyma melibiosi, 3520 nucleotides long. Its product is annotated as ABC transporter. Gene Ontology annotation, molecular function: ABC-type transporter activity; ATP hydrolysis activity; ATP binding. Bases 20 to 3439 code for a protein of 1139 amino acids. The record is from RefSeq and is a predicted model, not a curated record. NCBI's taxonomy places the organism in Eukaryota, Fungi, Ascomycota, Lipomycetes, Lipomycetales, Lipomycetaceae. Gene Ontology annotation, biological process: transmembrane transport. The transcript has 3 exons. Gene Ontology annotation, cellular component: membrane.
GCACUACUUGACGGCGACAAUGAAGCAGAACAUCGCUUACUUUGACAAACUCGGCUCUGGUGAAGUGACCACGCGGAUUGCGUCAGAUACUACAUUAAUCCAGGAAGGAAUGUCCGAGAAAGUCUCGUACAUUGUAGCCAACCUGUCCACCUUCUUUGCUGUCUACAUCCUAGCUUUCACGCGGUACUAUGUCUUGACUUUCAUCAUGCUCUCUAUUGCCUUCGUCGUCACGGUCUCGUUGUUUGUCUCCUCCGGGUUGAUGAAGAAGUAUUUCCGAAAGGCGGCAGAGGGAUACGCGGUCGGCGGCACGCUUGCGGAGGAAACCAUCUCGAGCAUUCGUAAUGUCCAAGCGUUUGGUAUCCAAGAUAGACUUGUGGCGCAGUAUGAUAAGUAUCUCGAGGUUUCUGAGCGAUAUGGAAUUAAAGCAGGAUUUGCCUUGGGAAUCAUGACGUCGAUGGUAUGGAUCGGUUGCUACAACAACGAUGCUCUCGCCUUCUGGCAAGGCACGCGUUUCAUCACCGAACACCGCAUGGACGUCGCGCAAGUGAUUUCAAUCAUCUUGCUUGCAAACCAAGGCUCCUUCGCACUCUCGGGAAUCGCUCCCCAUUUCCGAUCUGUCUCCCAGGCUCGUUCAGCUGUAUCAAAGAUCUUUGCGACUAUUGAUCGUGCGUCGAUGGUGGACUCACUCAACGAGUCUGGCCAAAGACUGGAGGACGUCAAGGGUGAGCUGGAGCUGCGGAAUGUGAAGUUCAUCUAUCCCUCGCGCCCGAAUGUCUGUGUCUUGAACGACUUUAGUCUUCGUAUACCCGCCGGCAAAACAGUCGCGUUGGUAGGCGCCUCUGGAUCCGGAAAGUCGACAAUCAUCGGACUGAUUGAACGGUUCUACCUCCCGCUAGCAGGACAGAUUAUGCUCGAUGGCGUGCCGAUCGAGAGCCUGAACGUGCGCUGGCUGCGGCAGCAAGUCUCGCUUGUUUCCCAGGAGCCGACUUUAUUUGCAUGCUCGAUUUACGAAAACAUCGCGCAUGGACUUAUUGGUACGCCAUAUGAGUUUGCAUCCGAGGCCGAGAAGCGCGCGCUUGUGACCUCUGCGUGCGAACAGGCUAACGCGAUGAGCUUUAUCUCCACCUUUCCCGAGGGCUUGGAUACAUCUGUUGGCGAGCGCGGGUUCUUGAUGUCGGGUGGUCAAAAGCAGCGUCUUGCUAUUGCACGGGCGAUUGUCAGUAACCCCAAGAUUCUGCUGCUGGACGAGGCAACCUCGGCGCUUGAUACCAAGAGCGAAGGCAUUGUGCAAGAUGCGCUUGACAAAGCUGCCAAAGGACGCACGACGAUUGUGAUUGCGCACAGACUGAGCACGAUCAAGGAUGCGGAUCUGAUUGUUGUUAUGCGCAAGGGUGUUAUUAUGGAGAUGGGAAACCACAAGGAAUUGCUAGAGAAGAACGGCGAGUAUUUUUCACUUGUGGAGGCGCAGAAGAUCGAGAAGGAGAAGGAGAUCAUCAAGUCUAAGCUUCAGAUUCAGAGCGAGGCUGAGGAGGAUAUCGACGCUGAGGAUAUAGUCUCAGUCGAUGAGAAAGCAAAGGAAGCUUUGUCGCGAGUCAAGACGGCAUCUUCGAUCUCGAGUGCGAUUAUUGCAAAUACUCCUGCCAGAGAGGAGAUUGAUGAUAGCAAGUACACUUUCAAAGAGCUCGUUAUGUUUUUGAUUGAUUUGCAGAAAGGAUACAACGGGCUCAAUAGUAUCGGAAUGGUACUCUCGCUCAUCAACGGUCUCGGCUACGUCGCGCUCGGUUUCUUCUACGGCGGAGCCGUGGACGCGUACACGCAUCUUCCUGAUUACGAGUACGUUACCAGACGAAUCGCAAUCUUUGCAGGACUGCUGUUCAUGGAAUCGAUUGUGGUCUCGGUCGCGACCUCGGGUUCGCAGGCGUUGUUUUCGUUUUCGAGCCAGAAACUCGUGAGACGGAUCAGACGGAUGACGUAUAAGCAGAUCUUGAGACAGGAUAUCAGCUAUUUUGAUAAGGAUGAGAAUACGGCUGGUAGUCUUACUGCUAUGCUUUCUCAGGAUGCGCAAGCUAUUGAAGGUCUGACUGGUCCUACUUUUGGACAGAUCAGUAAUGCGGUGAUGAUUAUGCUUUCCGGCGCCGUGGUCUCGAUCUCGGUUACCUGGAAGCUGGGACUCGUGUUGACUGCCGUGCAGCCUUUGAUUAUCGGCGGUUGCUUUUUCCGAAUCUACAUCCUGGCUUCAUUCCAAGGAAUUAUGAAAAACAGCAACCAAAAGGCGUCAAACUACGCUUGCGAGAACGCGUCUGCAAUCAGGACGGUCAUGUCACUGAGCAGGGAGCUCGACGUUCUGGAGACGUAUCAUCGCACGAUUGAGGAGCAGCAUCGGGUGAGUAUUCCGGCGACGCACAGGAGCUCGUUCAUGUACGGCAUCUCUCAAGGCAUGCAGCUGUUUAUAUUCGCGCUGGCGUACUGGUACGGCUCGACGUUCAUCAGAACUGGAGAGUACACCGUGCUCAAAUUUUACAUCACUUAUUGUGCACUUAUCGCUGGUGCCCAGGCGGCGGGUAUGGCGCUGUCGUAUGCGCCGGAUAUGGGCAAGGCCAAGUUUGCGGCGGCAAACAUCAAAAAGACGCUCAGUCUUGUUCCAGAGAUUGAUACCUGGAGCACAGAAGGCGACACGCCUGAGAACGUGCAGGGCGAGAUUGAGUUUAAAGACGUGCACUUCCGAUACCCUACCCGGCCUACUGUCCCGGUCUUGCGGGGCUUGGAUUUGUCGGUCAAGAAGGGGCAGUAUGUUGCGUUGGUCGGCGGCUCUGGAUGUGGAAAGAGUACGACGAUUGGCUUGAUUGAGAGCUUUUAUCAGCCGCUCUCCGGAAGCAUUACGCUUGACGGUCGCGAUAUUCGUGAGUUCAAUAUCAACCGAUAUCGUGAGCAGAUUGCGCUUGUGCAGCAGGAACCCACGCUCUAUGCAGGAACUAUUCGGGAAAACAUCCUGUUUGGCACCACAGAUACAGUUGUCCCUGAUGAGCGCAUUUACAAGGUAGCCAGACAGGCCAACAUCCACGACUUUAUCAUGAGUCUUCCAGAUGGAUACGACACGCUUUGCGGAAACAAGGGCACGCUUCUUUCCGGAGGGCAGAAGCAGCGCAUUGCGAUUGCGCGGGCGUUGAUUCGCGAGCCAAAGGUGCUGCUUUUGGACGAGGCUACUUCUGCGCUUGAUUCCGAGUCGGAGAAAGUUGUGCAGGCGGCGUUGGACGUGGCUGCCAAGGGUCGGACUACGAUUGCGAUUGCGCACAGACUGAGCACGAUUCAGAACGCGGAUGUGAUUUAUGUGUUUGAUUCUGGUAAAGUUGUCGAGAGCGGAACACAUCAGGAGUUGUUGGGUAAGAAGGGCAAGUAUUAUGAGCUUGUGCAGCUGCAGGCUUUGGAAGAGUCGGGAUAGAUAUAGACGGAUAGAUCACAGAUAGCGUUUAUGUUUGGAGUUGGUACACAGUGAAUAUAUUAGAAUACAUGAAACAAAAUU